UGACAAGCGAGGGCUGAGUAACUGCUGCUCCUGUAUUGGUACUGUGGGAUUCUCUGCAUUACCUGAUAUUGACGCACCUGAAGUCCGGGUCGAGUCCCUGGGACGAUUGCACCACCGACUCUUCCCUUUCCUCCCUAACUCACCUCCCUGGGUCACACCAGACAUUUCUACAAAUCCUAUCAAGCCCAAGUCAUUCAUCCUUCAUUCAUCUCUCGUUAGCUUCCCCUUCCUGGAGGUAGUGGCAUAUUCAGGUAGCCCCGCAGGUUGUUUGUGUCUCCAUGGAGAGCACUCACCGGCCAUCACGUCAAAAACCCGCCUCUUGAUCUAGGAUCACAUGCAUCUUUCACUUGCCUAGGGGAUAUCUUUUCAUGCCCAUGUUAGGCUAUAGUUCUAACCAAUCAUUACUGGCUUCAGCACUUGGAUCUGUCUCUGUCAGAGUCUGAAAAGACUGUUACGACUUCCCAAAGCAGCCUCACAGCACUGUCCUCUAGCUAAACAUCUCCUGUCACCGUUCUCUCCAUGCUAGGCCGCUUUCGCCCUGAGCAAGCAUCUGAUAGCUGUGAGUGACAAGAGGCUCUCUUGGACAUGGUGUAGGCUUACCACGUAUCCUUACCUGGCUGUAGUGGCCACCCUCCUCAACCGAACUCUCUGGGCCAGCUAUCUCUGGAGCCAUGCAAAAUCCAGCAUCUGUGACACUCCCAAUGGCUCGUGGCUAGAAGUCAGUGGCUGGCAAGAUGUUUGAUGUCGACUGGAGUGACCCCAACCGGGAGUCAGUUGGUGACAGGAGGGCAAGGAAGCAAAGGGAGAAAGUCCCUAGUGACAGAGCUUCUAAUAAAGACAAUGCGGACAAGGAGAGCAGGAAGGAUGAGCAGAGCAGCCAGGCAUCCGGCUCAGGGUCUGUCCGCAGCUCUAUGUCCUCUGUGGACAAGCAGUUUGGCUUCUUUGGUGGCAAGAACAGGAAGAAGGGCCGCGUCCUGGGGAAUAACAAGUCCAUAGCAAGCUCCUCUGCCGGUGCUCCAACCAUCCAUGAACAGGAACAGGAGCAAGAGCCUCCAGAAGACAGCAACACAAGCGACCUACUGGCCGAAGUAUCCUCUGGCAUGCUUCAAGGUUCAGAGCUAGUCAGUACAGAAGGCAGCCAUUCCAUUAUUUCUUCUGACAGGCUGGAUGGCAGUUUAUCUGAGGCUGUCACCAACAACACGUGGAACGAGAACCCUCCUGGUGGCUCCCUCCUAGGCUACGACAUGGCCUCACCCAAGCCAGGACUGAAGUCCACUCUGACACAGAACCUUGGGGAUGGAGUCUCUUUCAUCACCAAGACCACUGAAAUCAGUUCCCAGCCUCGGGACAAGAAAGACCCUGACUACCUUGUGUCCAAGGUGACCCUUUCAGUGGGCACUUCCGAGCACAAUCUCAAGGAUUUGGCCACUACGUCCACGCCAUGGCAGCCCCCACCGGGAUUGACUCACAGCCUGCCACCGGUCCCAGAGUCAACUCCUGCUUCUCACCUAGAAGAUGCGCGUCAACUGGCCCCAAUGAUCACUGACCUUUCUCUAUCACGCACUACCAACCAGAUCUCUGCCUCGCAGACAGAGUCCAAGCUUGGGCUGAAGCGCAAGCCAAAGCGUCCCCUGAAGGCGCCAGCGAUUGUUCCGGCCUGCCAGCAGCAUGUUGGAAAUCCUGACCUGUGGAAAGCCCCUGAUGCCUGGGAGUACAGUGCGAGCGAGCCCGAGGUCUCCCCUAUCGACGAGGCUGCUGUCCCCCUUGGCUCGGAUGAGCUCAACCAACUUGCCCUUGACCUGGCCAGUAUGCAGCGCGAGGCCAGUCGAAUGCUUCAGGCAAGUCCUCGAGCCAUCCUGAUGCGCCUGAAGGCGAGAUGGGCUGAGGAGGACCUUGACAUGGCUUUGGAGAGUGGCCUGCAAAACUAUGACGUUGAUGUUGCGGUCGAUCGUGCUCUAAUGUACAAGGAGCUUGAGAUGGACCGGAAGCGGUGGAUGCUAUCUGCCUUGAACCACAUGGAGGUCGAUACGAAACCGUCCACUGCCAUCUCCAAGCCCAAGGUGAAGCCCAAGGUGCGGAAGAUCCUGUCUCUCUUCGACAGCCAAGCGGCCACCUCAUACCUAGCCAUCUCCAACACAAGCGUUCCCGUCUACCACCUCUCCCCGGAUCCCCUAUCGCACAGGAGGUACCCGAACAUCCACCCCAUUACCUGCCCGGCCAUCUCGGCCUCCGCAGUGGGCGUGGCGACAGAGGCCUUCUCAGCCGUCAACUGCCUGCCCAUCGCGUCCAUCCUGCCGUCGUCGGACCUGCCGCGGCUGCUCCAGAACAUCUUCCGCGUCCUCGCGCCGGGCGGCUUCCUCAACAUGGUCAUCGUCGACCCCCAGCCCAACCUGUCCUCCGCAGGCCCGCUGCUGCGGCAGUGGCUGGACGAGAACCUCAUCUUCAACCUCGAGCAGCAGUUCCGGUGCACGAAUCCUAGCAGGAACUUCCCCGUCUGGCUGCAGGAGGCCGGCCUGAGGGCCAAGGGGAGCAUCAUCACCACCACCCGCUUCCAGGCCAUCAGCCCUCUUCCCGGCGGCGACUCGGGCGGCAGCGGCAGGGCCAGCGGAGGCUCGGGCGGCUCGGAUAUGGUUGUGAUGAGGGAGCUGCGCACCAUCAUCGGCCAGAUGCUGUGGCGCGAUGUUUGGGGCCCUUUCGUCGGCGCCGACAGGUGGUGGUGGGAGGUGCCCACGAUCGUCGACGAGUGCCUGAGGAUGGACACGUACUGGGAGUACAGCGUCAUUGCCGCCUGCAGGGAGAGCGAGGGCUGAGCAUCACCCCGAGAGGAGAGGAAAUCCCCUGCUCCUCCCCGCCUUCGAAUGACCCAGCUACUCAAUCGCUACUCACGACGCACAUUGGCAGUUAUGACCUAUGCCCAGAUUCCGGCAUGGUUUGCGGGCGUUCCUGGGUAUGUAAAGCAUGUAUGAUUUCAAUGUUGGAGGAAAUACCCCAUGCCUUAACCGGCAGCUGGUUCUACGCUUUGGAGUGGACGAAUUCCCAUGGCGGCUUGCUCUUUUGCACGAUUACAGCCAUGCACCAGAGGGAAACAGAAACGUCGGCUACGAGAGGUUGGCCCUAAUGAGAGUCGCUUAGUGAGGC
Messenger RNA from Diaporthe batatas, 3138 nucleotides. RefSeq lists its product as uncharacterized. The record is from RefSeq and is a predicted model, not a curated record. The coding region runs from base 735 to 2810 and encodes 691 amino acids. Lineage: Eukaryota; Fungi; Ascomycota; Sordariomycetes; Diaporthales; Diaporthaceae. The transcript has 5 exons.